GGGGGGCAAACGUGCACGCGUCAGGUGCGUGCUGCGCGUGUUCUUGUUGACGAUUGGCUGAGCGCUCACGUCCAAUUACCAUCAACAUGUGUGGCAGCGGCAGUCUCACCUUCACCUUUUAAUGGUGCUGUUGGAGGCGCACACGUCUUUGAACGCACCAUGGACUCCAACAGAAGUUUCCAGCCCUGGAAAGACUACAUGGGAUUAUCCGAUGCAGUUCGGAAGAUAAUGUGUCAAAACAACGCUGCGCUUACACAACCGGAAGCGUCUCAUUUACAACCGGAAGCUUUGAGUGCGUCUUUAAGAGACGUGCAAAGAUGGGAACUUCAUCCGAGUUGUGUCGCGUCUCCUCCGGCGUCGGGAGCAGAACUUCGUGCACCAGUCGCAGGUCUGCGCGAAAAUCUUCCCGACGCUCCUGCAGGCAAGGAAGGAGGGUUAAGAGAUCGCAGGAUGCACCUGAACACACCUGAGCCGCCAUCACCUACACGCAUGACGUGCACUUUCUGCAAACACAACGGGGAGUCCCAGGUGGUCUACUCGUCCCACUGGCUGAAGACGCUCUCCGGAGACGUUGCCUGUCCUUACCUGCGCAGGUACGUGUGUCCUCUUUGCGGGGCUUCCGGCGACAAAGCGCACACCAAACGCUUCUGUCCCAAAGUGGACGUCAACUACAAGUCUGUGUACGUCAAGAACAGACGCUGAACUUCUCAUGUGUUUUGUUUGUCAUCAUUUCUGUUAUUGUUGUUUCUAACAAGUCAGCAACUGAUGGAAUAGCAAAACUUCUCUUUUAUUGCUUUUAAAUCAUAAGAAAAUAAUUACUUGUAUUUUUUAAAAACAAACUGUGAAAUUUGUGUUUUACUUUCAUUCUUGUGUGCAAGUAUUUGAAGUAGUUUGCAGUGUUAUUCAUAGUAUUGUAUUUAUUUGUAGUAGUUUGCAGUGUUAUUGUAUUUGUAGUGGUUUGCAGUGUUAUUGUAUUUAUUUGUCGUGGUUUGCAGUGUUAUACAAAGUAUUGUAUUUAUUUGUAGUAGUUUGCAGUGUUAUUGUAUUUGUAGUGUCGUGUGCAAUGGUCUUAUAUG
This is a messenger RNA of Entelurus aequoreus (snake pipefish), 1076 nucleotides long. RefSeq names its product nanos homolog 3 (gene nanos3). The transcript has a single exon. The coding region runs from base 160 to 702 and encodes 180 amino acids. The record is from RefSeq and is a predicted model, not a curated record. Gene Ontology annotation, molecular function: mRNA binding; zinc ion binding. Gene Ontology annotation, cellular component: perinuclear region of cytoplasm. NCBI's taxonomy places the organism in Eukaryota, Metazoa, Chordata, Actinopteri, Syngnathiformes, Syngnathidae. Gene Ontology annotation, biological process: oogenesis; negative regulation of translation.